AGUGACGGCAAGACGGCGAUGGCGGCUCGCAGUUUCAUUCCGGAUUUCCACUGGACUACAAACUGAUUUUAACCGGACCGGUUAGACUUUGGGGAACUUUUACGACACUGUCUCUCUUCGGACGCCGCACAGAUUCAAGUCCCGUUGAACUGGUGCAUGCCAAGGAAAGACCCCGCAGUUCUUUUUGGUCUUAUUUUUUCUCCGAGGUUCAAGGUGGUCACCCUGUCGAGCUAGCAGUAGCUACGAGCUAACGGUAGUUGGAACACAUACGGCUAGCUCCUGAGCUAGCUUGUCAACGAGCUGCGUGCUAAGGUCCACACAGCAGCAGUCGCCGCUAUCUGGCUUUUCUUUUGAUUACUUCACCGUUUGCUUGUCACCGUUACAAUGCGAAUUUACCCUGUUUGAUGCUAAUUGUGCCGCAAUUGUGCAGAGCGAGGUACUCACACGUUUGCUUGGCCUCUUCAUAAUUAGAGUUGCUAGUUUGGCGGCUGUGGCUAAAGACCAGAAUUUUGACUCUGUGGUAAGCAAGUCCUUUCAGUAAUUACCCCCCUUCCUUCCAUCCACCCACCCCCAGCAACUUGGGUGAAAACCGUGUUGCGUGGUUAUUAACAUGCUGAAGACCCGGCAGUGUUUACUUGGCAUCCGCACUUUUCUCGGCGUUACGUCCAGAAUAUGGGGCUUCAUCAUGUACAUCCUCAGGAAGCACCUACGAACGAUAAUCCAGUAUCAGACGGUGCGAUACGACACUUUGCCUCUGUCCCCAAUCUCCAGAAACAGGCUCAAUGCAGUAAAGAGGAAGAUUCUGGUUCUGGACCUAGAUGAGACCCUGAUCCACUCUCAUCAUGACGGGGUCCUGAGGCCCACAGUGAGACCUGGCACACCGCCAGACUUCAUCCUCAAAGUCGUCAUUGAUAAGCACCCAGUCAGAUUCUUCGUACAUAAAAGGCCACAUGUUGACUUUUUUUUAGAAGUGGUGAGCCAGUGGUAUGAGCUGGUGGUUUUCACAGCCAGUAUGGAGAUCUACGGCUCAGCAGUGGCAGACAAACUGGACAACAACAGGAACAUUCUGAAACGAAGAUACUACAGACAGCAUUGUACAUUGGAUCUAGGUAGUUAUAUUAAAGACCUGUCUGUAGUACAUGAUGACCUGUCCAGUAUUGUUAUCUUGGACAACUCGCCUGGUGCUUAUCGAAGCCAUCCAGACAAUGCAAUACCCAUCAAGUCCUGGUUCAGCGACCCUAGUGACACAGCACUUCUCAACUUGCUGCCUAUGCUGGAUGCACUAAGGUUCACUGCUGAUGUCCGCUCCGUCCUCAGUCGAAACCUCCACCAGCACCGGCUCUGGUGACUGGCUGAAUUGAGAGGGACCGGGCUUGUCGACCAGCCUCUUCUCUCUGUUGGCUUCCAUCCUGCCCUCCAGUCCCACACAGACGACCCACCAGCCCUCUCCGAGCCUCUCAGCCGCGUCCUGAGGAGACGAGGGCUGGGGUGACCGCCUGACACAGGAUGAACAGUAUGGGAUCACCAGAACCCACAAACUACUGGGGAGGGAGGGGGAGCCAGCUUCUUUUUUUUUCUUUUCUUAAUUCGUUAUUUGUAUUUUUCUUUUUUCCCAAAACAAAGAGGAGCGCCUCUGCCUUAUCGCUCCUGAUACUGACUGUGUGUGUGUAUGGAGUCGGAGUAUGCUUGCUGAGUUCGUUAGUCCUUUUUAAAAAUUUUUGAAGAUAAAGUUGGGAAAUAGAAGAGGAUCAGCAACGCAACAAAGACAAUUCCAUGUUUUGUUUAGUUUUUUUUUUUUUUUUCCUCUUCUCCAUCGUCAACAGAUAUUGCACUUCAGCAGACAACUCAAUUUAUUGUCUUAACCUCUUGGAGCAACUGAGUAGGGAAAAAUGGAAAACUGCCCUAUUUUAGAUCAUCAUACCCCCACCCAAGCAGUGAGUCAUUGAUUCCCAAUGGUGUUCUUUUUUUUUUCUCCCCCAGCAAGAUUGGAUCAAUUUAAAUGAUGUAACUGAUGGGCCCUUGCUUGCAACAUACCACCCAAAGGCAUUUUUUUCUGGACAAAUAGCCAAGAAGUCUAAGUUUCUUUGUUUCUUUCUUUCUUUUUUUUUUUUUUUUCCCCGUCAUAACGGUCACACUUUCCCCAAACCUCCUCAUGGGACUCAGAUAAACACUUUAAAGUUGUGAGGAAAAAAAGAAUGGCUUGUAACGAUACAUGGACUGCCGUGCCGCCUUUCCAUAUCUGAUUGUUUCUCUGUUACCAUGAUAUAUGCUAAUGACUUUUAAAUACCAUGACAUUUUGCGCCCCCUCUUUCUUUUUUUUUGCUAUUUGAUGCCAUCCUGGUUUCAUUUAAUAGGGAUUGCACUUGAUUUCCUGUUAUUUGUUGCAGUUGGUUUUGUAUUUGAUUCAGACUUGCAGCCUUCUCACCCCUUUUCCGUUUUUACCCAUUCCUCUUUAUUGUAUGGGUUCAACUAUUAGAUGCUCCAUCUUUAAAUGCCUUCUGAACAAUGUCAGUCUUGUCAAGGCUCACAGCGGCUUCUUAUUGGCUCUGUCUCCAGGUCUGUGUUACUAAUAAAACACUUGUCAGUAUCGACCAGUUACAA
Archocentrus centrarchus (flier cichlid) is the source of this 2601-nucleotide messenger RNA. RefSeq names its product CTD nuclear envelope phosphatase 1a (gene ctdnep1a). Lineage: Eukaryota; Metazoa; Chordata; Actinopteri; Cichliformes; Cichlidae. The transcript has 8 exons. Gene Ontology annotation, molecular function: phosphatase activity. The coding region runs from base 611 to 1348 and encodes 245 amino acids. The record is from RefSeq and is a predicted model, not a curated record.